Thlaspi arvense is the source of this 5641-nucleotide messenger RNA. The record is from the annotation of a GenBank genome assembly. NCBI's taxonomy places the organism in Eukaryota, Viridiplantae, Streptophyta, Magnoliopsida, Brassicales, Brassicaceae.
UGGCAUAAGCGUAAUAAUCCCAUAAAGAGAGGCGCGUUUGUGGAAGACGAUUUUCCAAAAGAUUCUCAUUCGUCUCCAUAGAAAAUUGAAAGAAAAAAACAAAUUUCUGCUCAUAACUGUUCUCUUUCUCUCCCAAUAAGUCCAAACCAAAUCACUUUUUUUUCUUCUUCAAUCCCUGUCUCUCCCUCGCUUCGAUUUCAAUUUCGUAAUCCUAUCAUCUUUGAAAACACAGAGAUAGAGACGGCGAGAGAGAGUUUCUCUUUACAUCUUUUUGGUUUUUUUUUUUCCUCCGUAGAAGCUCCUCGUUCUCGAAUCUCCGGAGCUUCCGUAUCCAGGCAAAAACCCAUUGACUCGAUUCUGGAUCUUCCGUGGAGCUCAAAGGAAGUUUGAGAUAAAGGACAGAUCGUGUUUGAUGGAGGUUCACAGAUGAAUAUUGUUAAGUUGCCUUGAUAGAUGAUAUUUGGUUGAAGAAGUAAUCGGAGAAAGAGAAAAGAUAUGAAGAAGCAUCGGUUUAGAGAGACUCUGAAGUCUUUCUUUGAGCCUCAUUUUGACCAUGAGAAAGGUGAAAUGCUUAAAGGAACAAAAACUGAGAUUGAUGAAAAGGUGAAGAAAAUCUUGGGAAUGGUUGAGAGCGGAGACAUUGACGAAGAUAAAUCUAAAAGACAAGUGGUUUCUGAGUUAGUGAAUGAAUUCUACAGCGAGUACCAGUCUCUAUAUCGCCAGUACGAUGAUCUAACUGGUGAGAUUAGGAAAAAGGUCCACGGGAAAGGAGAAAGCUCUUCUUCCUCGAGCUCAGACUCGGAUUCUGACCAUUCUUCAAAGAGGAUGACCAAGCGAAAUGGAAAAGUAGAGAAAGAUGUAGACUCGGUCACAGGUGGCUUGAAGCAACAAAUCGAAGCUGCCAAUCUUGAAAUUGCUGAUCUGAAAAGGAAGUUGACGACGAGUGUUGAAGAAAAAGGCGCAGUAGAUUCUGAGCUUGAAGUAGCUUUGAUAAAGUUAAAAGAAUCAGAAGAUAUCAUCGACAAUUUGAAACUUGAAACGGAGAAGUUAGAGGGAGAAAAGACAACAGCUCUGAGUGAUCUACAUCAGAAACUAGAAGUUGCUGGCAAAACAGAGAUUGAUCUGAGCCAGAAGUUGGAAGAUAUGAAAAAAGAGAGAGAUCUACUGCAAACUGAGAGAGACGAUGGUAUCAAAAGGUUUGAAGAAGCUGAAAAGCUUGCAGAAGAUUGGAAAACAGCGAGUGAUCAGCUCAAAGAUGAAGCUGCUAAUUUCAAGCAGCAGCUAGAAACAUCAGAGCAGCGAGUUCUGGAUCUGACGCAUGGUAUGAAGAGUGCAGAGGAAGAGAACAAGUCUCUAUCCUUGAAAGUUUCGGAGAUUUCAGGUGAGAUUCAACAGGCACAGAACAGCAUGCAAGAAGUCAUUUCCGAAUUAGGAGAGAUGAAAGAAAAAUACAAGGAAAAAGAGAGUGAGCAUUCUAACCUGGUGGAGUUGCAUGAGACCCAUGAGAAAGAAUCAUCGAGUCGUGCGAAAGAAUUAGAAGCACAAGUAGAAUCAUCAGGAAAAUUGGUUGCAGAUUUGAACCAAAGCCUGAAUACUGCAGAGGAAGAGAAAAAACUGCUCUCUAACGAGAUCCAACAGGCGCAGAACACCAUACAAGAACUCAUGUCUGACUGUGGACAGUUGAAAGAGAGCCACAGUGUGAAAGAAAGAGAAUUUUUGGGUUUGAGGGACAUCCACGAGACUCAUCAGAGAGAAUCAUCCACUCGAACGAGUGAACUAGAAGCUCAACUGGAAUCCUCAGAAAAGCGGGUCUCAGAUUUGAGUGUGAGUCUGAAUGUUGCAGAGGAAGAAAACAAAGCUAUCUCCUCUAAAAAUGUGGAAACUCUGGACAAGCUCGAACAGGCGCAGAACACAAUACAUGAACUCAUGGCUGAAUUGGAGGAGCUAAAAGACCGACACAAAGAGAAAGAGAGUGAGCUCUCUAAUUUGGUAGAAGUACACGAAGCACAUCAGAGAGAUUCAACAAGUCGAGUGAAAGAAUUAGUAGAAGUUGUGGAAUCCGCAGAGCAACAGGUUGCAGAAAUGAAACAGAGUUUGAACAGUGCAGAGGAAGAGAAAAAACUGCUCUCUCAGAGAAUUUCAGAAAUCUCUACCGAGAUUCAAGAGGCACAAAACACCAUACAAAAACUCAUGUCUGAGUCUGGAAAGUUGAAAGAGAGCCACGGUGAGAAAGAGAGAGAACUUUCUGGUUUGAGGGACAUCCACGAGACUCAUCAAAGAGAAUCAUCCACCCGAGUGAGUGAAUUAGAAGCUCUACUAGAAUCAUCAGAACAGCGCGUCUCAGAUGUGAGUGUGAAUCUGAAGGCUGCAGAGGAAGAAAACAAAGCUAUUUCCUCGAAAAUUUUGGAAACUACAGACAAGCUCGAACAGGCACAGAACACCAUACAAGAACUCAUCACCGAAUUGGGAGAGAUGAAAGAAAGAUACCAGGAAAAGGAGACUGAGCAUUCUAGUUUGGUGGAGUUACAUGAGACCCAUGUAAGAGAUUCAGCGAGUCAUGUGAAAGAGUUAGAAGCGCAAGUGGAAUCAUCAGGGCAAUUGGUUGCAGAUUUGAACGAAAGCCUGAAAAAUGCAGAGGAAGAGAAAAAGCUGUUAUCUCAGAAAAUCUCAGAGAUCUCAAACGAGAUUCAAGAGGCUCAAAACACCAUACAAGAACUCGUGUCUGAGUCUGAACAGUUGAAAGAGAGCCACAGUGUGAAAGACAGAGAAUUUUCUGGUUUGAGGGACAUCCACGAGACUCAUCAGAGAGAAUCAUCCACUCGUACGAGUGAGUUAGAAGCUCAACUGAAAUCAUCUGAACAGCGGGUCUCAGAUUUGAGUGCGAGUCUGACUGCUGCAGAGGAAGAAAGCAAGUCCAUGUCCUCGAAGAUCUUGGAAACUACGGACGAGCUCAAACAGGCGCAGAACACGGUCCAAGAACUAAUGGCUGAACUGGCAGAGUCGAAAGAUACACGCAUACAAAAAGAGAGUGAGCUUUCAAGUUUGGUGGAGGUACACGAGGCUCAUAAGAGAGAUUCAUCGAGUCAGGUGAAAGAAUUAGAAGCGCUGGUUGAAUCAGCAGAGCAACGAGUUAAAGAUUUGAACGAGAGCCUGAACAGUGCAGAGGAAAAGAAGAAAUUGUUAUCUCAGCAAAUUUCAGAAAUGGCGAAUGAGAUCAAGCAGGCAGAGAACACCAUACAGGAACUCCUGUCUGAGUCUGGACAGCUAAAAGAGAGCCACACUGAGAAAGACAAGGAAAUUUUCAGUUUGAGGGAUAUCCAUGAGACUCAUCAGAGAGAAUCAUCCACUCUUCUAAGUGAUUUAGAAGCGCAGCUGAAGUCAUCUGAACAGCGGGUUUCUGAUUUGAGCGAAAGUCUGAAGAUCGCAGAGGAAGAAAACAAAACCAUGUCCACUAAAAUAUCAGAAACUUCAGGCGAGCUCGAAAAGGUACAGAUCAUGUUACAGGAACUCACAGCUGAGUCAAGCAAUCUGAAGGAGCAGCUCGCUGAGAAAGAAGGAGAACUUUUACAUCUGACAGAGAAGGAAAGCAAAUCACAGGUGCAAAUAAAAGAACUAGAAGCAACAGUAACGACCCUUGAGCUAGAACUAGAGUCACUUCGUGCCCGUACAAUAGAUCUUGAGACAGAGAUUGCAGGCAAGACCACUGAAAUUGAGCAACUGGAAGCGGAAAACAGAGAAAUGGUUGCUAGAAUCUCGGAACUUGAGAAGACAAUGGAAGAGAGAGGAACUGAACUCUCUGCUUUAACCCAAGAACUCGAGGAUAAGGAGAAGCAAUCAUCGUCCACAACUGAGAGUUUGACAGCUGAGGUCGAUGACCUACGAGCAGGACUAGAUGCAAUGUCUGCUCAAAAGGAAGAGUUGGAGAAACUACUGGUGAGCAAAGGCGAUGAAGCUUCGAUGGAGAUUAAGGGUUUGGCAGAUGAGAUCAAUGGUCUGAGCCAGCAAGUGGUCUCACUUGAGAGCCAGAAAGCAGAACUUGAAAUCCAACUUGAGAAGAAGUCCGAGGAGAUCUCUGAAUAUACGAGUCAGAUUACAGAUCUAAAAGAGGAGAUCACAAACAAGGUCAAAGAUCACGAGAAUAUUGUAGAAGAAAGAAAUGGCUUAUCUGAGAAAAUAAAGGGUCUUGAAGUUGAGAUAGAGACUCUACAGAAACAGAGAAGUGAGCUCGACGAGGAGCUGAGAACGAAAACAGAAGAGAACGUUCAAAUGCGCGAUAAGAUCAACCAAGCGUCUACUGAAACAAUAGCCUUGACAGAACAGAUUAACAAUCUGCAGCAGGAGCUUGAUUCUCUACAGGUCAAGAAGAGCGAAACCGAAGCAGAGCUUGAUAGAGAGAAGCAAGAGAAAUCAGAAUUGUCGAAUCAGAUCAUCGAUGUCAAAAGGGCAUUGAUAGAGCAAGAAGCAGCUUACAAUACGCUGGGAGAGGAACACAAACAGAUUAACCAACUGUUCAAAGAGCGUGAUGAAGCACUCAAUAAGCUAACAGAUGAUCACAAAGAAGCCCAGAGAUUGCUGGAGGAGACAGGUAAUGAAGUAACAUCUAGAGAUUCUGCAAUCGCAGGUCAGGAAGAGACGAUGGAGAGUUUACGUAACGAGCUGGAAAUGAAAGGAGAGGAGAUAGAAACUCUCAUGGAGAAGAUCAGUAACAUCGAGGUUAAGCUACGUUUGUCGAACCAGAAACUGAGGGUGACCGAACAGGUACUAACGGAGAAAGAAGAAGCUUUCAAGAGAGAAGAAGCUAAGCACUUAGAGGAGCAAGCGUUGCUUGAGAGAAGUCUCACAGUGACACACGAGACUUAUCGAGGUAUGAUAAAGGAGAUAGCAGAGAAAGUGAACAAAACAGUAGAUGGGUUUCAAUCAAUGUCGGAAAAACUCACGGAGAAACAGGGAAAGUAUGAGAAAACGGUAAUGGAGGCUUCGAAAAUACUGUGGACUGCGACGAAUUGGAUUAUAGAGAGGAACCACGAGAAGGAGAAGAUGGAGAAAGAGAUGGAGAAGAAAGAGGAGGAAAUAAAGAAGCUUGGAGAGAAAGUAAGAGAAGGUGAAAAGGAGAAGGAGACAAUGAAUGAGUCUUUGAUGGGACUUGGAGAAGAAAAAAGGGAAGCGAUAAGGCAAUUAUGUGUGUGGAUCGAUCACCACAGAGGUCGUUGUGAAUAUCUUGAGGAGGUUUUGUCAAAGACUGUUGUGGCUCGAGGCCAAAGACAGUCGCAGCGAGCGUAAGACUCGGAUACAGUACGGUACGCUUGCUUUUAUUCCCCACCUCACACAUCAAUGCAAGCAAUAUAUAUCUGUGGUUGGGUUUUGGUAUAUCAAGAAGCUGUCGGGUACUUAAUGUGUAUUUUGUGUUGGUGCAAUUUUGUUGCAUUUUUGUUUGUGUUGUUGUUUUUAAGUCAAAUUGGUUUAUUUGUGGGCAAAGGUUUGGUGGUGGAAAUAAAUGAACUUUGUGAUAUUGUUUUUGAAGGGUGGGAAUGUAUAGAACGAUUAAUGUUGUCGGUAUAGUAUUUUUGGUUGUAUGGUAUUUGUCAUAUAUCAUAUAUGUAUCAUUUUGGAAAAUAUAUCAUACACAUCGCUUAAUAUAAAU